Molecule: messenger RNA, 835 nt
Organism: Micropterus salmoides (largemouth bass)
Lineage: Eukaryota; Metazoa; Chordata; Actinopteri; Centrarchiformes; Centrarchidae
Product: 5'-AMP-activated protein kinase subunit gamma-2-like
Exons: 4
Source: RefSeq, a predicted model, not a curated record
GACCUGAGUGUUUUGGGAUGCCCUUCCUGGAGGGUGAUCCAGGUCGAGCAGAGAAAGACGGCAGCAGGAAGGCUGCUGAGUCGCCAAUCAGCCGCAAGCUUCCGUCACCACGCAGCUACAAACAGAGGGAGGCCCAGUGUCGCUCUGCGAGUCCCACCAGGAGCUUCUUCCACUGGACUCCGUUCAGUCGGCCUUCCAGCCCACGCUCAGCUCCGGCCCGGACCUCCAGCUCCAAGAUGAGUCCCAUCUUCCCCCACCAGACUGUGACCCCCCAGCAGGACUCACCGCCCAGGUCUCCACGCAGGCUGAGUUUCAGUGGGAUCUUCAGGUCGGCCUCCAGGGAUACAAACCAGCAACCCUCGUCCUCCCCCAUCAGCAUCAAGCUGUUCACCCGCAACAGGAGAGACAAGGCCAGAGGUACAGUGUGUGUGUGGUCAACGCUGCCACCUGCUGAUCGUGUUGUAGAAACACACUUCAGUCAUGGUAUCUCUCCUCUUGAAGAAACUUCCUCUGAGGAUCUGUGUGUGUUAUCACAGCGAGGAAGAGGAUAUCAGGAUAAAAACACUCCGCUGCUGGUGAAAGGGCUAAACGUUGUGUUUAAAAGCCGUGAGCUGUGAUUCAGUGUUUGUCAGUUUGAUCAGAUCUUUUGUUUAAUUUACUUUGCUGAAAUCAAACCCUCCAGUCUGUGUUUCAGACACGAACCAGAUUCAGGCCUCCAGCUGCACUUUAUUCUCUGCUUGGUUUUCAUAACAGUUAAUGUGUCGCACUCUUGCCUCUGUGUUGUCACAUCGUGCUCUGCAGACAUCUUUAAAGGACCAUUAAAGGAUUAAAGCAA